GCAGUGCAGAGGUAGCAAAGCGACCAGUCGACACGCCGACCGAGCCGAACGAGGCCCAUCACGACUUCCACCACGCGCGGCCUACCCGAGCCCACCACGGAAGCCGAACCCUCUCUCCACCUCGUCGCCGUCCCCAGCUCCGUCCGUCCACCCAUGUCGACCUCUUCGUCGCUGAUCCAAGGCAUCUCCAUCUUGGUCUCCGACGACGACGAGGCCUCCGGGAAGGUGCGCGUGCGCGUCCGCCGCAAGCGCAACCGCCACCCGGUCUCCGCCCGCCGCCGCUUCCUCCGCCGCGCCGCGCGGCUGGGCGGCCCGCUCCUCCUCGCCGCCCUCGCCGUCUCCCUCUUCGCCUAUGAAUACUACCGCCUCUACCCGUUCCGCUCGCCCUCCUCGUCCGCUACGCGGCCGCCGCCGCCUCGGACGCAGGCCGCCGGCAACCUCAGCCGCGUCGACCGCGCUGCCCGCGCCGCCGAUGGCGCCCGGAAGUCAUGCCUGAAGAUGCUCGAUACUGAGAUGCUUCAAAAUCUGGAAUUUCGUGAACCCCGUGAACAAAAUCUGCCAGUCAAGAAAGUUGUGUACAGGUCCAGUCUGCCUCAUCCUGAAGAUAACAUUUCAUCCCAUAUGACGAAUUCACGAUUUAAUUCAUUCACGGGAUAUCAGACCCUUACUGAAAGAGAAGAAAGUUUCAAGCCGAAGGAAACUACAUCGGUUCACUGUGGCUUCUACAGUGAAAAUGGCGGGUUCAGUGUUUCUGAUGUUGAUAAAGAUUACAUGAGAUCUUGCAGAGUUGUUGUGGCCACUUGUGCGUUUGGUGGAGGGGAUGACCUUCACCAGCCUAUAGGCAUGACAGAAGCGUCUGUCAAAAAGGUAUGCUAUGUUGCAUUCUGGGAUGAAGUCACGCGCUCAGCUCAACAGGAGGAAGGUAACAAGAUUGGUGAAGAUCUCAAGAUUGGACUUUGGAGGAUCAUUCUUGUGAGAGAUCUUCCUUUCACAGAUCAACGGCUGAAUGGGAAAAUUCCCAAGCUGAUAAGCCAUCGCCUUUUUCCUAUGGCAAGAUACUCGAUCUGGGUGGACUCGAAAUCCCAGUUCCGGAGGGAUCCACUAGGAGUCAUCGAAGCUCUUCUCUGGCGCUCAAACUCUUCCUUGGCAUUAUCAGAACACGGUGCUAGGAGCAGCUUGUAUGACGAGGGCAAAGCGAUUGUUAAGAAACACAAAGCAACUCCAGAAGAGGUUAAAAUACAGUUGGAUCAGUACCGACAAGACGGCAUUCCAGAUGACAAACGAUUCAACGGGAAAAAAGCCCUCGCGGAAGCUUCAGUUAUUGUGAGGGAUCACGCCCCCUUGACGAACGUCUUCAUGUGCCUCUGGUUCAACGAGGUGGUGAGAUUCACGUCCCGGGAUCAGCUGAGCUUCCCCUACGUGCUGCGGCGCCUCAGGCUCCCCGGCGUCCACCUGUUCCCGGUGUGCGCUCGCAAGGAUCUGGUUAACAGCUUCGGCCAUCGGCGCAAGGUGAAGCCCCUUGCCAAGGAAGGAAGAUGAGCUGCUCUGAAUCUGGUGCUCUGGAUGCUGCCUUGACUGGUGUUUUGGCAAAUGCAUAACCGCAAUCUGCUCAACCAGCACGAGCACCAUGGUUGUUAUUCUACUGAUUUGUGGUGUAGAUGAAGCUGACGUAGUGAGGGGAGCAGUCAUGCAAAGUUGUUAACUGGUAGCAAUGCAGUGCAGGCUGCAGGGGGGAAUGGUUUUGCCUGAUGUUGUUGGAGGCAAAUGUAGAUUGCCAGUUCGCCAUUCCUUGUUGGUAGAAACGAAAUCAAAGAAUUUCGACCACCCCAAGUCAAUGCCUUCUUUUUUUGCGUUUGUGUCCUUUCUAGCACUGUCUUUUUUCUUCUUGAUCCUUACCAUGGACAUUCUUGAUCCUUCUCAUGAAAUUCUUAUGCAGCUUUUUA
Molecule: messenger RNA, 1943 nt
Organism: Hordeum vulgare subsp. vulgare (domesticated barley)
Lineage: Eukaryota; Viridiplantae; Streptophyta; Magnoliopsida; Poales; Poaceae
Product: probable hexosyltransferase MUCI70
Exons: 6
Coding region: 154-1539 (461 amino acids)
Source: RefSeq, a predicted model, not a curated record